CACCGGGACAGAUCCUUCACGGUCUCAUGGCAACAUGGCGACAGAGUUCCACAAUCUCCAGGAGCUAAGGCACGAUGCAUCCCUGGCCACCAAGGUGUUCAUCCAGAGAGACUACAGUGAGGGCACAGUCUGCAAGUUCCAGACCAAGCUUCCUGCAGAGCUGGACAGCAGAAUCGAGCGGACCUUGUUCGAGGAAACGGUGAAGACGCUCAAUAACUUUUACGCAGAGGCCGAGAAGAUCGGUGGCCAGUCCUACAUGGAGGGGUGCCUAGCCUGUGCCACAGCCUACAUCAUUUUCCUGUGUAUGGAGACGCGCUAUGAAAAGGUGCUGAAAAAGAUCUCCAUGUACAUCCAGGAACAGAACGAGAAGAUCUAUGCACCAAGGGGUCUUCUCAUCACAGACCCUAUUGAGAGGGGAAUGAGGGUUAUUGAGAUCUCCGUCUUUGAAGACCGCAGCUCCAGUGACUCCAGCUCGACCGGCAGCUCCUCGUCCAGCAGUACAGCUCGAUGA
This is a messenger RNA of Chanos chanos (milkfish), 511 nucleotides long. RefSeq names its product golgin A7 family, member Bb (gene golga7bb). The transcript is spliced from 5 exons. The record is from RefSeq and is a predicted model, not a curated record. NCBI's taxonomy places the organism in Eukaryota, Metazoa, Chordata, Actinopteri, Gonorynchiformes, Chanidae. Gene Ontology annotation, cellular component: palmitoyltransferase complex. Bases 35 to 511 code for a protein of 158 amino acids. Gene Ontology annotation, biological process: protein targeting to membrane; peptidyl-L-cysteine S-palmitoylation.